Messenger RNA from Phlebotomus argentipes, 887 nucleotides. Its product is annotated as farnesol dehydrogenase-like. NCBI's taxonomy places the organism in Eukaryota, Metazoa, Arthropoda, Insecta, Diptera, Psychodidae. The coding region runs from base 40 to 840 and encodes 266 amino acids. The transcript has a single exon. The record is from RefSeq and is a predicted model, not a curated record.
GGGAUCAAUGAGUGAAUAAGAGUGCAGUCUGUGUCUUCAAUGCCUAGAAGAAAAAUAGUUUGUUCAGGAAAACGUGCCUCACAUAUGGAUCGCUGGGUGAAUAGAGUGGCCGUUGUGACAGGCGCGAGUUCGGGAAUUGGCGCGGAGAUUUCCAAGGACUUGACCAAAGCGGGAAUGGUUGUGGUCGGCUUGGCCAGGAGAGUGGACAGACUCGAUGAGCUGCGAAGUGGCAUGCCGGAGCAGCAGAGAAUCAAUUUCCACGGGAUAAAGUGCGACGUGAUGGAUGAGGAGGAAGUGACGAAGACAUUUUUGUUCAUAGAGGAGAAAUUUGGCGGGAUUGAUGUACUUGUGAACAACGCUGGUGUUUAUGAUCCCUCAAUGAAACUCUUCCAGGAGGGAAAUCAUUCGAAAAUCAGUGAGACGAUAAACACAAACAUCACAGGAUUCAUUUCCUGCACGCGUGAGGCUUUCAAGUCCAUGAAAAAGCGUUCAUUUCCCGGUCAUAUCAUCAAUAUGAACAGCAUCUCGGGUCACAACGUUCCCAACUUGCCCACGGAUUAUUACUUCAAUGUUUACGCGGCCACGAAGCACGCCAUCACGGCAUUGACAGAGACAGAGAGGCAAGAGUUCGCCAAGGAGCGACUGGGUAUCAAAGUGUCCAGCAUCAGUCCAGGAAUAGUUCAGACGGAACUAUCGCCACACUUUAGCAAGGAGGCGCUGGGAAAUUUUCCUCAUCUCUUCCCUCAAGACGUCUCACGAGCUGUUCUCUACGUUCUCGGCACUCCGCCGCACGUUCAGAUCCAGGAAAUAACAAUUAAACCCAUCAGAGUGAAUUCUUAAUUGUUUAGCUUUAAAGAUUGUUGAAUAAAACGUGAGUUCUUUCUAAA